AUGAGAUACUUUUUGAAAUAUGUUGAAAUCGAUAAUUUCAAAUCGUACAAAGGUCACAUUGCCAUCGGUCCCUUACAAAAAUUUACUGCUAUCAUCGGACCCAAUGGAUCAGGCAAAUCAAACCUUAUGGAUGCGGUUAGUUUUGUACUUGGUGAACCGACGAAAAGUUUACGUGUCCGAAAAUUAUCCGACUUAAUUCAUGGAGCACCCAUCAAUAAACCAGUCAGUAAUCGUGCAUCUGUUUCUCUGAUCUUUAUUUGUACAAAAACUGAUGAAAAUGGCACUCGUAGUGAAGAAGAGAAACGCUUUCAACGAUUGAUAGUUGGCAAUACAUCUGAAUAUCGCCUCGAUGGUCAUCAAGUAUCAGCAACGGAAUACACAGAAGAACUCGAAAACUUAGGGAUCAUUCCCAAAGCCAAGAAUUUCCUUAUUUUUCAAGGUCAAGUUGAAUCAAUUGCAAUGAAGACGCCGAGAGAACUCACGGCGAUGUUUGAAGAACUAAGUCGCAGUGGAGAAUUACGUGAUGAGUAUGAAAAGGCGAAAGUGGAGAAAAACAAGGCUGAACAAGAUACACACGCCAAUUUUCAAAAGAAGAAGGGCGUAGAAAAGCAGAAGAAAGAAGUUCGAUUGGAAAAAGAAGUCGCACAAAAAUAUGCUGCAUUACAAAGUCAAUAUGAUGAACUGCAACUACAAUUAAAGUUAUUUCAAUUGUAUCACAAUAAACAAGAAUUGAUUGAAAAACGUGAGUUGGUUGAUACAAAAAAAGACGAAGUGAUGAAAUUGGAAAAACGAAAAGAAAUAUCCGACGAAGAAAUGAAAGCAAAGAAAAAAGAAUUGGCCAUUUACAAUAAAGAAUUGGCAGCUGAUGAACAGAAGGUCAAGGAAAUGGAAGCACAAAUUAAUAAGCAUCGUCCAACGUACAUAAAAGCAAAAGAAAACUCCGCACAUCAUCAGAAAAAACUUGAUCUUGCGAAGAAAACUUUACUCGCUGCCGAAAAAACACAUGCUGCUCAUGGUGAAGAAAUUGAAAAAUACGAAGCCGAUCUACGCGAAGUUGAACGACUGCGUAAAGAAUAUGAAGACAAAUUGCAGGAUGAGUCUCAAAAUGCUGGUCGAAAUUUAGCUCUCGAAGAAGAUCAGAUGAAAGAGUAUCGACGUUUGAAAGAAGAAGCAGCAAAAGAAAUGACACAAUUUUCGGAAGAAUAUGAUUCAAUCGAUCGAGAACAACAAGUAGAGAAAACUAAUCUGGAGCAGGAACUACGAAGUCAAAAAGAUCAUCUAGCAAAAUUUAAACAAACCGAACUACGUAUCGAAGAACUGACUAGCAAAAUUGACAAACUGGUUGGCUAUAUAGCAGAUGUGGAACAAGAACUUCGGGAUAAACAAGCAAAUGCUCAGUUAUUGGAACGAGAAGUGAACGAAGGUCAUCGACGUUGUACUGAACUGGAGCAAGAACUUGAGCAAGUUAAUAAAGAGAUUGGUGAAGCUAAAUCUGAUCGAAACGAAACUAGUCGUGCACAGCGACGCGCCGAAUUGAUUGAAAAUCUCAAACAGUUUCCUGGUGUGCAUGGUCGAUUGAUGGAUCUUUGUGAACCAACUCACAAACGUUUUCAAAUGGCAAUAACGAAAGUACUCGGUCGUAACAUGGAUGCUAUUGUUGUUGAACGUGAAACAACUGUCCAAUCAUGUCUACGUUAUAUGAAGGAACAUCGAUAUGAACCUGAAACAUUCUUACCGCUCGAUUAUAUCAAAGUAACGCCAGUUAAUGAACAACUUCGAGAGCUGCAGGAACCAAAAAAUGUUAAACUGGUACUUGAUGUUAUUAAGUAUGAUAAGCAGUAUUAUAAAGCACUACUCUAUGCAUGUGGUAAUGCACUUGUUUGUGACAAUGAUGAUGAUGCUCGUCGACUUGCCUACGAACAUGGAGAUCAAAAGAAUAAAGUUGUAUCAAUAAAUGGAACACUAUUUAGUAAAUCGGGCGUUAUUUCUGGUGGAUCAAGUGAAUUGAAGACACGCGCGAAACGUUGGGACGAAAAGCACCUUGACGCGUUACGGUUACGUAAAGAUAAAUUGUUUGAUGAAUACAAAGAACAACAGAAAAAGAAACGCCGUGCAGCAGAAUUAACCAACUUACGAGCACAAUUUCAACAGUUAGAAAGUCGGUUACGUUAUUCCAAAACCGACAAAGAUGCAGCAGAGAAAAGACAGCGACUUCUGAUCGAAAAAGAUCUCGUUGAAUUGCAGUUAAAAGUGCAAGAAUACGAGCCGAGAAUCAACGCAUUACAAGCAUCGAUCGACGAACGAGAAAAACGAAUAGCAAAAAUACGCGCCGAGAAAAACAAAAUCGAAGAUGCAGUCUUCGCUGAGUUUUGUAAACAAAUUCAUGUUUCUAAUAUUCGUGUCUAUGAAGAUCGCGAGUUACAAGCAGCAGAAAAACGCGCACAGGAACGGUUAGAAUUUGAAAAUCAGAUCAUCAAGAUUCAAACGAUGCUCGAAUUUGAACGUUCGCGUGAUACAGCUGGUCAUGUGGAAGAAAUUGCCAACGAAGUGACGUCAUUAGAAGAUGCUUUACAAAAAAGUCAAAAGGAUGAGAAAAAAUACCGAAAAAUCAUCGAAGAUCUUCAAACGGAAAUCACUGAUAUCAAAGAUCGUUUAUUAGAUCACAAGAAGAAAAUCGAAUUUCAAGAACGUGAAAUAUCGGAAUAUACGAAACGUGCCACCGUAUUGAAUAAAGAUUACAAUGAACAACGCAAGCGACUACAAUUAAUCGAAAGUGAUAUCGAUAAACUGCGUUUAGAUCGUCACAAUUUCUUUCGCACGGCUAAGUUAAACGAAAUCGCGUUACCAUUCCGUGGUAAUGCUGGUUCGAUGGCUACCAUAUCACUUGCUGAAACAUCGUCAUCUGAUGAUACCAGUCUUGUUAGUACUCAAACUCAAAGUAACACUUCCACGACAUUGCUCAUGACUCAAUCAACAAUCACGACUGAUUCAUCGACAUUGUCCAACAACGAUGGAAUCUUACCAAGCCAAGUCGAGAGCAAGCAAAUCUAUGACAAAGAGGACAGAUUCGAUUUAAAUUUCAAACGUCUACGUGAUGAUUUGAAGAAAAUUAGUCACGAAGAAAUUGACAAGGAAGAAAAACUAUUGAUUAAGCAAAUGUCUGAUAUUGAAAUUCAACUUCAAAAGCAUUUACCGCAAACAUCAACGAUCGACGCACGUUCGCGAGAAGUUAAAUCAACGUUUGAAUUGACAAAUGCCGAAUUCGAACGCGCGCGAAAUGCUGCUAAGCAAGCGAGACAAGCUUUCGAAGCAGUUAAAAAAGAACGUUGUGAUCGCUUCAAUGAACUGUAUGAACACGUAUCAGCAUGCAUCGACAAUAUUUACAAAUCCUUAACAAGUUCGCGAGCUGCUGUCGCCUGUUUGACUGCUGAAGAUGCUGAAGAACCCUAUCGUGCUGGUAUAACAUACAACUGUGUUGCACCCGGCAAACGUUUUCAAGCCAUGGAAAAUUUAUCGGGUGGAGAAAAAACGGUUGCAGCUAUUUGCCUAUUGUUUGCUUUACGAAGUUUUAAUCCAGCUCCAUUCUUUUUACUUGACGAAGUCGAUGCUGCUCUUGACAAUACCAAUAUCGGCAAGGUAGCCGAUUUUAUUCGUGAUCAAUCGACAUCUGAAUUUCAAUGUAUUGUCAUUUCACUGAAAGAACAGUUCUAUUCACACGCCGAUGCGCUUGUUGGUAUUUAUCCUGAGCCCGGUGAUUGCAUUACAAGUCAUUGUCUCACAUUAGAUUUAAAUCAAUUCGAUGAUCGAGAAAAUAUUCCACAGAUUUGUGAUUAA
This is a messenger RNA of Adineta ricciae, 3834 nucleotides long. The record is from the annotation of a GenBank genome assembly. Lineage: Eukaryota; Metazoa; Rotifera; Eurotatoria; Adinetida; Adinetidae.